Leptidea sinapis is the source of this 2511-nucleotide messenger RNA. RefSeq lists its product as uncharacterized. The record is from RefSeq and is a predicted model, not a curated record. Bases 373 to 1860 code for a protein of 495 amino acids. Lineage: Eukaryota; Metazoa; Arthropoda; Insecta; Lepidoptera; Pieridae. The transcript has 2 exons.
GAGUAGUGUGAGGAUGUUUACGGUGUAAAAUACUAAAUUUUGAAGUUAAAUUUAAAAUAUGUGACAAUCCAGUUUAUAGAAUCCUUAUUUCAUCGAGUAAUAUUAGUAUUAAUAUUUCAAUAUUGUGUUUCGAGUGUCAUGGUGUCAGUGAGCGGUUGUCUCCGUAAAAGUUGAAAUCAAAAGAUAAGUAAAAAUUAUAAAUCAAGUCUGUUUUACAUUAGUUUUAUAAUGAAGUUUAGUAUCGAUACUUCAAAUACAGGCGUUACUUCACAGAAAUUAACCGUUUCAUCCGGCACUAAAUACCUUUGAACUCCGAGUGCAAUCUUCGACGUUUCAUUAGGGUUUCAUUAGAUUACUGUUACAACAAGCAGGAUGUAUACCAGAUCAAAACGAAGGAAUAUCUGCGCAACAUGCACACACACUAUAAAAGUGAAAGAAUAUUUGGAAUGUACUAAUUGCAAUAACACGUUUGACUUAAAAUGUGCUAGCAUUACUUUAAAAAGAUACAAUUCAAUGUCGACCGAUAAGAGACUCAAAUGGAAAUGUCAUAAAUGUAGGAAAAGCUCUACACAGGAAAUAAAAAAUCUUUCAAAUACUGAACAGCUGACACAAAGUAUCUCGUUAGAUAAAACCAUUUCAAAUAUUAGUAAUUUAUCCAGCAAGAAUACUCUCACACUACAUAAUCAAUCAUUAGAAAAUAUAACAUUUUGUAGUUCAAUGAAAGACCUACAUAAUUCAACAUUCAGAGAUGUCAGCACAUGUAGUUUACCAGAUCUUGGUACUGUCGAAAGCUCACAGGUUUUAGACCUUAAACAGGACUUAGCAACCCUAUCUGGGCAAUUAGAAAGUGCUCAUGAAGAAAUUGCCCAACUAAAUAUAGAAAACACAAAACAAAGAAAGUUAAUUGAAGAAAAUGAAAAACAAAUAAAAUUACUUAAAACAUUGCUAAGCGACGGUAAUUCUUCAAUCAACUCCACACCGCUACGAACAAAAACAAAGAAAUCUAAACGCACACCGUCAGUAAAAUCCUCUAUACAGAACAAUAUAAUAUCUCAUAAAGCAAUAGAACAAAUACCAAUUAAUUUAGAAAAUGCACCAGCAGUACCACUAAAUUCUGAAUUUAAUAAAAAACUCGCUCAAAAAAGUACCAAUAUUCAAAGAAAAUCAGGAAGAAAAAUUUACAUUAUAGGAAGUCAACAAUCUAAAAAUUUAUCCUCAGCGCUCAUUCAGUCGAGAAGAACUAAUCCGUAUGAAAAAUAUACAAUUGAAGCGUUCAUCAAACCCGAUGCAACGACAGGGGACAUCCUCAAAUCUUGUGAGUUGUAUGAUUUUUCCUGUAACGACAAAUUAAUAUUAACUGUAGGUGAAAAUGACUGUGAUCCAAUUAAAAUAUCAUCUGACUUAUAUACAAAAAUAAAUUCUCUACCACAAGUCCAUAUUAUUGUAACUAGUGUGACUUUCAGUAGGCAUUUGAAUGAACUGAAACUUAAUGACAUGUUGCGAUUGAUAUGUAACAAGUUUCCUAAUUGUACGUUUCUUAAUCUCGAUGAAAACAUUUAUCGAAAUAACACGCCGUAUUAUAAUAUAUGCCAUAAAAUAAAUCUCGUAAUUGACCAAAUAGACUACAAUAAAAGGUUUUUGAAUUUCAAAAAACAAAGACACAUAAAUCGUUCCACACUAAAAGGAACGAUACCAUAUUAUUUUAAGAAAGUGACUCAUGGCGUAACUUCAAAAAAUGAUCAAACUUUAAAUUCAUCUCAGGAUGCACCAAAGAAGGGAACAAUUCCUUUUUAUUUUAAACCAAAUAAAGUUGAUGACAGCAAAAAUGGGGAAAAACUGUUUUUUCGUGCCAAAAAUUAAUAAUUCAACAUGCACUUGUAAAGUUCUUCACCAAAAUGUUGCUGGCUUUCUAGCAAAGAAAGACUUAAUAGAAAUCAUGGUUGAAGAUCUGCAAAAUACAGAUAAAAUUGACAUACUAUGCUUCACGGAAACAUUCAUUCCAAAAGGGCAUGAAAGUAAUAUAAAACUAAAUGGGUAUCUGUUAGCAUCAAAUUACAGUAGAAUAAAAAGAAGGGGUGGUGUUUGUAUAUUAACAUCACAAGGGAUAGGAUCAAAAAAUUUAGAAUACCUACAUACUUUGUGUGAACCGAAAGCAUUUGAAUGUUGUGGGAUAGACAUAGUGGACAAAAAUUUGUUUAUCAUUUGUAUCUACAGGACACCUGAUUCUGAUGUAAGUAUAUUUUUUGAAAAACUAAGAACCGUGCUUCAGAAAUACUGUAAAAAGAAUAAAAAAAUUAUUAUAUCAGGAGAUUUUAAUAUUAAUACACUGAAUUGUAAUAAAAUCUCUCAACAGUUAAAGCAAAUCGUGCAAAACUUUAACUUUAGAUUACACAUUAAUCUACCAACGAGAAAUAGCACAUGCAUUGAUCAUAUAAUAAGUAAUAUUGAUGGCGCUAUAGGUUCUUUACAUAAUUACGAUAUUUCUGACCAUAACACAGCACAAAUUCUAAG